UGGGAUAGGUAGGAAGUGAGCGGGAGAUGGGCUGACUCGCGGACGCUGAGAUCACGGCGAGCUCGCGGUGCACCGCGGCUAUUCGGCGUCUCCCGAGAGCCACGCUGAUGGAAUGUGCAAACUUGGAGAUGCCUUACGUGGAUCGGCAGAACCGCAUCUGUGGGUUCCUGGACAUAGAGGAGAAUGAGAACAGCGGCAAGUUCCUGCGCCGCUACUUCAUCCUGGACACCCAGGAGGGCAGCUUGGUGUGGUACAUGGACAACCCGCAGAAUCUGCCGACGGGGGCGGAGCAUGUUGGCUCUCUAAAGCUCACCUACAUUUCUAAGGUCAGCGAUGCUACAAAGCUAAGACCAAAGGCUGAGUUCUGCUUUGAUAUCCCGGCUCACCGGAGGGAGAGGCUGUCUCAUGCACAUUCCGACACAGUCAUCAACGCUGGGAUGAGGAAGGUCUUCCUGCAGGCCAACGACCAGCAGGAUCUGGUAGAUUGGGUGAAUGUACUCAACAAUGCCACCAAAAUCACAGUGCCAAAAACAGGUGAUGGACAGCACAACGCCGAAGCCCCCCUGGACUCCCUGGGUGCAAAGAAGCAGGUGUCAUACCGGACUGAGAUAAUUGGUGGGGUGCCCAUCGUCACCCAGACACAGCAGGAAGGUGGCGAUGGGCAGAAUGGAGCUGGUGUGAAGCGUUUGCACAGCCACCUUCCGUACUGCGUUGGCAGGCCGGCACAGGACCACACAGUUAUCAAAGCUGGCUACUGCGUCAAGCAAGGGGCUGUGAUGAAGAACUGGAAGCGAAGAUAUUUCCUGUUAGAUGAAAAUUCAAUGAGUUACUUCAAGUCAGACUUGGAGAAGGAGCCGCUACGGAUGAUCCCGCUAAAAGAGGUGCAAAAAGUACAGGAGUGCAAACAGAGUGACAUAAUGAUGAGGGACAACCUAUUUGAAGUGGUCACCACAUCUAGGACUUUUUACAUUCAGUCGGACAGCCCGGAGGACAUGCACAGCUGGAUCAAGGCCAUCUCGGGUGCAAUCGUGGCCCAACGAGGGCCGGGUCGGUCUGCAGCUGCUAUGCGGCAGAUCAGACGACUGUCAAACCCUUGUAUACAGAGGAGCACAGCAAGCAUUCCAACCCCUCCGGGUUCUACUGCAGUGAACAGGGUCCACCAGUCCCUCGCUCGCCUCUCCCCGCCGUGUCGCCGCCCUGCCCUCGACGCACCAUCCCUGCCGCGGGCCCCCCGCAACCUGCCCUGGGACAACGAGGACUUCUCGAACCUCCUGCCCCAACCUCCGGAGGCCCGGUCUCGCCUGUCCCUGCAGGAGGUGCGGCUGUUCAAGUGAGCGGCCGCCCACCAUCCCCAUGGAGGCGCCGAGGCAGCUUCGAGGCCCCGGCUGCCAGCGCGGAGGACACCGACCUGCAUGUCACUCGAGUGUGACUCUGCCCACCCAUUGCUCAGGAGCCACCUGCUGCAGGGUGUACAUUAGCGAUGGAAUUGGGUGGGGAUUUAUGAGGUGGGGGAGCAACAGGUAGGAAAAUGGGAUACAUUCUGCCUUGCUGCACUGGACCACCUGAGAGAACCACCACACGACAGGCCUGGCUUGUGUUGGCUUCUCCCCUUGCCACCAUACUUUUCCUUCCCAAAAUUCCCUGUCCUCCUCUCUUGCCCUAUAAUAUAAACUUUCCCAGCUGAAGAAUAAUUCUGAGUUGUUUCUUUUACCUUCUCUGUUGCUGUGUUGAUGUGGCCCACAAGAGCAGCAGCAUGAAGGUGGAGUACAAAGAAGCUUAAUGGUCCUUGGUGAUCAGUACCACCACUCUGGGGUAACCUAAAACGACUGAUUUACGAAUGGUUUUUAACCCAAAGAUUUUGCAUCUUUUGCAACUUAACUCAUCUGACCAUUUUAUAUGAUUUGCUUUUGUUUUUUUUUUUUUUACCAAAUUGAGAAUACAAGUUAGUUUUUAAAACUGCAUUUUACAGUCACAAGAACCAAAGUAUGCCAGUUAAAUUCUGCAUUCAUCAUUAGAAAAGAAUCUGCAGUAUCCUGUCAUCCUUUGUCGCGAAUAGGAGACUCAACUGACAAAUGAGUUUUGAAUAAUUCUAACUCGCAUGCCUUAUGGUCAUUCAUCAUAAUUUACAUUUUGAACCGAGGGCCUUUGUUUUAUGCAGCCAUCAAUUCAGUAGACAGGCCCCACUGGGCCGGAGUCAGUCCUGGUGCCCAGAGCAAGACCUUAGACCUCCAAUGGUCCGGCACCAAAUGAAGAACAUUUGCUUUGUACGGUCCUCCCGUGGACUCACCCCACACGGUCACACCACUACACCCUAAGUCCAGGAGUUUGGCUUUACGCUUGAUGUGUCAGCAGGGACCUCAGAGGAGGAGGGGGGCUCAACCCCAAUCACAGUGACACCGAGACCAGUGGAGUUACCAGCUCCCAGCCUCUCUCUUUGCUUUAUAGGUAUGAAUAUUUUUAGCAUACUUUUGAUGGGGGGAGGGGGGAGGGUGAUGCAUCUUGUGCCUGUAUAGCAGGUGGCUUGAGUGAGGGUGCAAGUGUUAGCCUCACUCCUCUGGUGUGCUCAUCCCAUGCCCUGUAAUAAUGUUGCACACUUCCUUACUGUAUAGCUGUAAAGUGCCUCUGUUCUUUUUAUAAAGAACAAGCUACCUUUUCCCUCUCCUUUUUGUGUACCCGAUGUCCUUAAACCGUGUCUUAUUUAUUACUUGGAGUUUGAAAAUAAAUCCUGCCAGUUUAACGUUUUGUGAAAGCAUCUUUUGUGAAAGCAUCA
Messenger RNA from Scleropages formosus (Asian bonytongue), 2770 nucleotides. Its product is annotated as pleckstrin homology domain-containing family A member 1-like. The transcript has 14 exons. The coding region runs from base 108 to 1334 and encodes 408 amino acids. The record is from RefSeq and is a predicted model, not a curated record. NCBI's taxonomy places the organism in Eukaryota, Metazoa, Chordata, Actinopteri, Osteoglossiformes, Osteoglossidae.